Molecule: messenger RNA, 1117 nt
Organism: Triplophysa dalaica
Lineage: Eukaryota; Metazoa; Chordata; Actinopteri; Cypriniformes; Nemacheilidae
Gene: med19b
Product: mediator complex subunit 19b
Exons: 6
Coding region: 123-851 (242 amino acids)
Biological process (GO): positive regulation of transcription by RNA polymerase II
Cellular component (GO): mediator complex
Molecular function (GO): transcription coregulator activity; transcription factor binding
Source: RefSeq, a predicted model, not a curated record
AUUCUCCAAUGCGCAAGAACACCCGGAAGUGAUUGUCAACAGAUCGUUUAGAAACGAUUGGCAAAAGUGACGCCGAUACAUCUCAAAACACUCUCGUAACGGCGAAUGUUAAAUCUGUAAACAUGACAGAAAUUUUCUCGUCGUUGUAUGGCCAGCCUGAUCAUCAAGGUGCUGCAGGGGCGUCUGCGCUGGGGUUUGGGCCUGGGAAACCUCAGGUACCACAAAACUUGGGCUCGAUGUCUUUCCCCCAUCAAAUGGUAUCGGUAGAUGAAGGAGCUCAGCUCAGAAAACCCGCAGCGAUGAAUGAGCCCUUUUACCUGCUGCGUGUACUGCCCAUGGAGAAUGAGCUGACAGGACACACUAAUCUCAUCACACACUACAACCUGGAACACGCUUACAACAAGUUCUGUGGCAAGAAGGUGAAAGAGAAACUCAGUAACUUCCUUCCUGAGCUUCCUGGUAUGAUAGACAGCCCUGGUAUUCAAGACAACAGCUCUCUGCACUCUCUCAUCGAGAAGCCACCAGUGUGCAACAACUCCUUCAGUCCUCUCACAGGAGCAAUGCUCACCGGCUUCCGACUGCACACGGGCCCUUUACCAGAGCAAUAUCGGCUGAUGCACAUUCAACCACCGAAGAAGAAGAACAAACACAAGCAUAAACAUCACAGGCCACAGGAUCCCUUACCGCCAGAAACUCCUUCAGAUUCAGAUCAUAAGAAGAAGAAGAAAAAGAAGGACGAUGACCCAGACAGAAAGAAAAAGAAGAAAGAUAAAAAGAAGAAGAAGAAUCGCCAUAGUCCUGAUCCCCCAGGCAUGACGGGCUCUCAGCCCAGCAGCAGCAGCUUGAGAUAAAAACUACCUAAAUGACAGAAGAACAGAAAUGAGUUUGAAAACUGGCUUCUGCAGAUGUUACAUUUUUAAUGCGUUGCAGUGAGAUGCAGAUGUGUAUAUACUUUAUAUCAUUAAUGUAUUAAUGGUAACCUAUCAUAUGUGUUACAUUUCUGAGUGUUGAAGUGUUCAAAGUGCCUAUCUGUGUCUAUUUAUGAGAAUGAAUAAUGAACGUUUUUCAUUCAAAGUUUUUAUAAACACGUUUUACAAAUAAAGCGCAAAAAAUUCGA